This is a messenger RNA of Rotaria sp. Silwood2, 954 nucleotides long. Lineage: Eukaryota; Metazoa; Rotifera; Eurotatoria; Philodinida; Philodinidae. The record is from the annotation of a GenBank genome assembly.
AUGGAUAUGAUUUGUUCUAGUUUGAAACGUAAUAUUCAUCAAUUUAUAACUGAUUACACAUCAUGUAGUAUUCUUUCUACCAGUUCAAUUGCGAAUUUUGACCAACUUGAUCAGUCAUUUAUGUAUUCAAAAUUACUGAACGAAAUCAUUUUUGAUAUUGAAUACAAUGAAAAGGCUAAAAUUGAAUUCGUCAAUGUUUGUCGUGAACAAUUUUCUAAUAAUGAUAUUCGAUUGAAAAUAAUUAAUGACUUUGAGAGUAACUAUGAUUGUCAUUCGUCUAUUUGGUGGUAUACAAAAGAACCAAUUAUCUAUACAAUACUCAAUCAAGCUUUGAGAAAGCAAGACAUCGAAAUGAUUAUCAAAAUGGAUUCCUUCGUUCAAGAUCUUCAUCGACAAAUAGAACAAAUCUAUUUCCAAACACAGCAAACAGAGAAAAUGAUCAUUUAUCGAAGACAAGGAAUGUCAAAUGUUGAAUUUGAAAAGCUCAAGAAGAGUGAAGGAGGUCUUCUCUCAUUUAACAAUUUCUUGUCGACAAGUAUUGAUCGAGAGAUCUCAUUUGCAUUUGGCAAUAGUGCUCGAGACGAUUCUGAUUUGACGGGAAUCUUAUUUCGCAUGAAAAUUUAUCCAUCUUUUUCAUCAGUUCCAUUUACUGCAUUAGACGACAUUAGUUUUUACUCAAAUUUUGAUCAAGAAAUUCUUUUCUCAAUGCAUACCAUCUUUCGAAUCGGUUCGAUGAGAGAAAUAGAAAAUCGAUUAUGGCAAAUUGAUUUGACGUUAACUAGUAAUAAUGAUCAGCAAUUAAAAAAUGUGACUGAAUUUAUACGAAAUGAGAUUAAUGAUGGUAAUCGAUGGAUGCUUCUGGCUGGACUGAUGAUUAAUAUGGGUAAAUUCGAUAAGGCCUUAGAAAUCUACAAUACAUUACUAGAGACAAUACUCAAUGGUACUGAAAAAUAA